Messenger RNA from Diaporthe amygdali, 783 nucleotides. RefSeq lists its product as uncharacterized. Bases 1 to 783 code for a protein of 260 amino acids. NCBI's taxonomy places the organism in Eukaryota, Fungi, Ascomycota, Sordariomycetes, Diaporthales, Diaporthaceae. The record is from RefSeq and is a predicted model, not a curated record. The transcript has 3 exons.
AUGGCGUCACUGCUCCCUCUGCUUUACGACUUGCUACCUAUAAUUAUGCCCUCAGAAGUUCACAUCUCUCGUGACAGAGACUUGACCCCUGUAUUUGAACGGGCAGAGGGACCACCGUAUCAUCAGAGACAGCCUUCUCCUGCACCAACAGAUCCUCCUGCGCCGGGACACGAGCGUCAGGCCGCCUUAAGCGCCUAUGAUGAGCAAGCGAGCUUCCCAGUAGAGUCAGAUCAGGGAAAGUCGUGCGAGCCGAUACAGCUGCUCGACCGUGAAGAAAGCUCGGCUACCCAGCCCACACCCAAGCCCAUCUCUACUAGCGAUGACGGAUCCAGAUAUAGUGACAACUACACGCCUUGCCACCCAGUCCCGAGUGCACAGGUCAGCGGGCCGAGACUAUUUCGCAAAGACGCAAUGGUGGGCGUCACAGACAAGAUGUGCGCGACAGUGGGGCCGAGAUCUGCUUCGGCUGUCCGUCAUCACGGUGAGCAAGACACCAUAAUCUAUGUGACAAGAGGCUGUGGAGUUCUCCUUAUUAGUCCUGCGCUGGACCCUGUCAGGGCCAUCAGGGCAGAUAUCAAGGGGGAGGCUCCCACUCGUGAAGAAGAGCAGCCUCAGCGCCAUGAGCUUUCGCCCGGUGAUUUCGUUUUCAUACCUGCCUGGACGGAGCAUCAAGUCGUAAACGAGGUUGAGGAGGGCGACAUCGUCUGGGUCUUGAUCCAAAGUGGAGGCGAGCGAGUGCAGGUUGAUUUAGAUGGUUGGGGUGGUGAGAGAAUUCAGCAAUGA